Molecule: messenger RNA, 1395 nt
Organism: Pipra filicauda (Wire-tailed manakin)
Lineage: Eukaryota; Metazoa; Chordata; Aves; Passeriformes; Pipridae
Gene: DDIT3
Product: DNA damage inducible transcript 3
Exons: 4
Coding region: 153-638 (161 amino acids)
Biological process (GO): negative regulation of transcription by RNA polymerase II; intrinsic apoptotic signaling pathway in response to endoplasmic reticulum stress; positive regulation of intrinsic apoptotic signaling pathway
Cellular component (GO): CHOP-C/EBP complex; CHOP-ATF4 complex; cytoplasm
Molecular function (GO): RNA polymerase II cis-regulatory region sequence-specific DNA binding; transcription factor binding; DNA-binding transcription activator activity, RNA polymerase II-specific
Source: RefSeq, a predicted model, not a curated record
AGCGGGAGAGGAUGGAGCGGGAACGGGCGGAGGGACAGCGACAGGAACGGGGCCGGGGGCAGCCGGGACCGCUCAGGAAGGCAUCCAAGAGAAAGCGCGUCCUCGCCGACCACCACACCUGAGAGCAGCCCCGCGCCGGGACCGAGGUGACGAUGGAGGCCGAGGAGCUGUGGGGGGCGGGCGGCCCCCCCGGCUGGGAGCUGGACGGGUGGUACCAGGACCUGCAGGAGGUGCUGGCGGCGGAGCCCCCCGGAGCCGCGCCCGCCCGGGGGGCUGAGCAGGAGCCGCCGGGCCCGGGGGGCUGCGGGCUGGACGCGGCUCUGGCCGAGGAGCUGCUGGAGCUGCUGGGCCCGGAGGGUGCGGGAGCCGCGGGACCCCCGGACGCGGCCCCCGGAGGGAUCCCCCCGGCUCGGGCGGGCCCCGCCGAGGAGGAGGAGGAAGAGGAGGCGGCGCGGGGGGCGCGGAGGAAGCGGCGCGGCGGCGCCGGGACCCCGCGGGAGCGGGACGGGGAGCGGCGGGUGCGGGAGCUGACGGCGCACAACGAGCGGCUCCGCGCAGAGAUCCAGCGGCUGAGCGCGGAGGUGCAGCGGACGCGGGCCCAGCUCAUCGACCGCAUCGUCAGCCUGGGACACGGGUAGGGGCUGCCCCGCCUGUUUAGGGGCUCGACCUGCCCGGGUGUGGGACACGGACUGAGCACAUCCUUUAACUGCCCCAGGUGUGCAGGAUGGCACAUGGACUGAGCACACCCUUAACCUGCCCUGGGUGUGGGACACGGACUGAGCACACCCUUAACCUGCCCUGGGUGUGGGACAUGGACUCAGCACACCCUUAACCUGCCCAGGUGUGGGGCUUGAACAUGGACUGAGCGCACCCUUAACCUGCCCAGGUGUGGCACAUGGACUGAGCACAUCCUUAACCUGCCCAGGUGUGGAACAUGGACUGAGCACAUCCUUAACCUGCCCAGGUGUGGGACACGGACUGAGCCUGUCCUUAACCUGCCCCAGGUGUGCAGGAUGGCACAUGGACUGAGCACAUCAUUUACCUGUCCCAGGUGUGGGGUCAGGCCAUGGACCAACCACAUCAUUUACCUGCCCCAGGUGUGGGGGCCGGGACAGGGCCCCCCCUCAUGGACUGCAGCGUCACCCUGCCCCAGGUGUGGGGGCUGCCCCAGGUGAAGGUGCCAGCGCUGUCCCACAGGUGGGGACAAGGACUCUGCUGCCCCCCAGAUUGGGGGCAGCCCUGGACUGAGGGGGGCACAGCCCCACGGACAGCUGGACACUGGGGGCUGGAUGGAAGUGGACACAGAUGGACACUGUGGGGACAGACAGAUGGACGCAGCUUCCACACCCCUUUGUACAGCUCGUGUAGUUUAUUAAACACUUGUAACCACAACCA